Linum trigynum is the source of this 2436-nucleotide messenger RNA. NCBI's taxonomy places the organism in Eukaryota, Viridiplantae, Streptophyta, Magnoliopsida, Malpighiales, Linaceae. The record is from the annotation of a GenBank genome assembly.
AAUAAUUAGGGCUUUUAUUGUUACUAUAGGUUUGUAAAAAUAUUUCAGUACGCUGUGUAAACAAGGUCGUUGUAGUAUAGUGGUAAGUAUUCCCGCCUGUCACGCGGGUGACCCGGGUUCGAUCCCCGGCAACGGCGAAUUUUAUUUUAAACUUAUUUUGUUCGUCUCCUAGGUUUUACAAUUCUCCCGUGUCCUUUUCGAUUUCUCGGCAGCUCAUUCAUUCUUCAAGAGUGGAGGGAACUCGAGACACUCACUCCCGCCAAUUUGAACGGAGCUCACUCCCUCACCGCAAUUCCCUACUCUCUCGCUGUUUCUGCUGUAGUCUCUACCGCUGCAAGAAUCAGGCGAAUGACGAGAGGUGGAGGAGGCAGCGGCGAGGGGAGGCAUGACGGCCUGGAAAUCGUCUCGGGUUUGGUUUUUGUAACUCUCCUUCCUUCCUAGUUCAUCUCUUCCUGGUCAUCAAAUCAUCUCUUGUAGGUCACAUCGAUUUUCGAUUCCAGUAAUUCGGUAGUGUUCUCUCCCAUCAGAAUAUCGAUUCAUCAUUUUUACUACGUCGAUGCUGUAAAUUUGACAGUAAUUUGAACGGCAACCUCUAUUGUAGAUAUUGUGAUAAUCCUUUUGACCUCGGAGUUCCACAGCCAAGUUAAUUGCUCAGGGUGUUGAGAAAUACGCAAAGUUGUCAUAGAUUUAGGACCGCUGCGAACUGUCCUGAUCAAAUUGGACCUUUGAACUUUCAUAGGAGAGGUGGGAUGAAGAAGGCGAGGGGGUUUUAGAGGUACGCGCCGCGGUUAGUGGAUUGAGGGAAGAAGGAUAAUAGAGCUUAACUGCUUAAGCGCUUUACAGUUGUAGUUGUUACUUUCUGCUCAUUACUUGAUAGAAAAUGGCAUUUAGCCUGGAUAUCAUCACUGUCCCGGGAAAUGGUUGUUUUCUCAGGUUAAUAGUUGCACACUUACACUUGCUCUAUGUUUAAAAUGUUCAAUACCUACUGGACUUGUUGAAACAUUUCCCACAAAUUACUUUACUAAACUGAAGCUGCUUGAAAUUUAUGGGGCCAUUUAUAAGUUAGAAAUCAAUAGAGGUCCCAAAGGGCCAUUAUUCAGAGUUUGUACCCUGGACUUCUGAUGUUGACAUGAGUUCACUAUUUUUAGGGGAGUGACUGAAAAGUGGUAAUGUUCCUCUGCAGAUCACAUCUCCUCAUGGAGACUCUAGCUCUGCUCAUACUCUAGAUAUUACCUGGGAUAAAUUUCAGAAGAUGGGUUGCCAACAAAUGAAGAUUUGGCAUGGGAAAAGGUUUUCGUGCAAAGUUGAUGCCAUAGAGAUGAACUUUCAAUCUCGUGUAGACUCAAAUGAUGAAAAGGACGAAGUGAUCACGAUAACCCUUGAAGAAGCGAAGCUUGCUGGUUCAGAGAUACGGACAUGCAUCUAUGCAGUCAAAGGCUUAAAUAUAGAGAGAAAUAUUAUUGAUAGGUCACCAUAUGGGCAAGUUAGAACAUCAGCAAAUGGCAAAAAUAGAGAUGAAUGCGUCCAAGACAGUAGUACUCUAAUGUGUUCGUGGCAAGGAUCUUUGUGCAUUUAAUACCUUGGCUUCCAUGAAAGGUACAAUUUUACUCAUCAUGAAUUAUCUUACAUUUGAGUAACUUAAUUGUAAAAUCUCUUCCGCUUGACAUUGGCCUGAUCUAUGUAACACUGCAGAGCCUACACCAAAUGCACUGGUAGCAGGUACCCGUAUGGAUAAAGAAAGAGUUUAUAGCAUGUCACUUGCAUUUCUGAAAGACUGGUCGCUGAAUCACAUCGAGGAGAUGGUUUAAAUACAUCGGUGAUGAGUCCAUGCAUUGAUAAAGAAGAACUAAUUGUAGCUGAUACUUUAAUGUUAUAUGGAGUGCUCUCUGAAUCACAUAUGGAGAAUGAAAUGGCUUCCAGUAGCUCGAAUGGAAGCUCUGAAAAUUUUUACUCUGAUUCAGUUGGUCAAGAAAUCGACAAGUCAAUGAUGACGCUUCUGCUUCUACAAGCUAUCCCUCUUCUUAACACUCUGUUUGGCAACAAGGGGGGUGCAAAUUGCAGGGGGGUGCAAGUUGAGGGGUAAAUUGUUGGGGGUACAAAUUGCUGGGGGUUGUUAGUGAAGGGGUAAAUUGUUGUUUGGAUGAAAAAGUAGGAGGGUGCAAAAUGAUGUAAAAAAAGGGUUUUAGAUUAUUAUAUAUUAAGAGUAAAUAUAAUAAUAUGAAUGUUGUAUUAUACUUAUGGUAUCUUAAUAGUGAUAAAAUAAUACUUAUCACUAAUACGUAUCUCAUGAACACCAAUCCUUUAUGAAUAAUCAUAAUAAUUAUUAUAUAAAAAAUAAUUACUAAUUAUGUGACUUAGCUAGCUCAUGUCAUGGAUUUCAACAUUGAUUUGUCAACAUAAGGGUUAAAAUAACUUAAAUAAAAAUUAAAUUCUUAU